This is a messenger RNA of Cornus florida, 667 nucleotides long. RefSeq names its product late embryogenesis abundant protein Lea5-D. The transcript has 2 exons. The record is from RefSeq and is a predicted model, not a curated record. Gene Ontology annotation, cellular component: mitochondrion. Lineage: Eukaryota; Viridiplantae; Streptophyta; Magnoliopsida; Cornales; Cornaceae. The coding region runs from base 186 to 482 and encodes 98 amino acids. Gene Ontology annotation, biological process: response to stress.
ACGCUUCUCUCAAGUCUCAAUUUUACAACUCAUUCAAAAGCGGGUUCCUUGUCUUUCUAGAACACCCACCCUACCUGUCAUCUCUCUCUAUAUAUAUAUUCUCUCUCUAUAUAUAAAUUACAACUCUCUACAGUUUACACAUAUAUAUAGCCCAACAAAAGUAAUCUCUGCUCUCUACAUAUUAAAUGGCUCGAUAUCUGACAAACGCUAAGCUUCUCGCUACUUCCACUAUAGAUGGCCUUUCCUUCAAUAUCAUCAGGCGAGGUUACGCUGCAACAUCACAAGGAGCUGUGGUGGCUGAGGGAGGGUCCUCCAGAGGAAUGGUGGGGAAGGUGGAAGGGACGGCAGUGAUUAAAGAGAAGUCUGCAUGGGUCCCAGAUCCAAUCACUGGAUACUACAAGCCCACUGAUCGUCCGGCCGAGAUUGACGCGGUGGAGCUUCGAGAGAUGCUAUUGAAUCACAAGGUAGUAAAACCACAAUGAGUCCGAAGUGAAAAAAAAAAAUUGGAUAGGGUCAAUUGUAUAAGAGAAUUGGGUGGUUAGUCUGAUCUCUCGUAUCCUCUGUUGUAUUCAGAUUGUAUUGGUGUACAUGAAUGGUGCCAAGUUCUUAAGAUACUUAACUUUCAAAAAAAUUAAAAAAAAUUCCGAAAAUACAUAUAUUAUUUGUA